Messenger RNA from Cydia splendana, 865 nucleotides. RefSeq lists its product as uncharacterized. The transcript has 4 exons. Bases 108 to 812 code for a protein of 234 amino acids. The record is from RefSeq and is a predicted model, not a curated record. NCBI's taxonomy places the organism in Eukaryota, Metazoa, Arthropoda, Insecta, Lepidoptera, Tortricidae.
ACUUACACAUUUAUUUAUCCAACGCAAACUUAUUUUUACGUUUACGCAAAAUAUUUCUGAAUUCUACAGUCUACCUUUAUUAGGUACCUAUACUUAUUAUUGGAAUCAUGUCGGCCGUGUACACACAUCCUUUUUUUUUAAUUCUAACAUUAUUACUGAUAGACAGAAGCGUUACUGAUCGCACGCUCCCAGAUUGGUACCAUGUGACUCCGGAAGUCAUGAAUUGGGAUAAAGACACGCUGUUUGAUUUGGAAAAGAGUAUUUACUUCAGUAUGCUGAAUAAUUAUGACUCAUUCGUGUAUGUGAAAAGCAGGUAUAAGAGACAUGCUGCCUUCUCGAUGGGAACAUAUGCUUUCACGAUACGCAAAAUAUAUGCACAGCAGAUGCAUUUGAUCCGUCGUUGCAAUUUAUUCAAGGGAAAAUUAUCCCGUGCCGAGCUGAUAAAGAAUGCAACAUCAUGUCAAAGAAUGCACUACGCUAUGCACAUUGCGACUGACAUAGUGAAAACCCUUUUUCAAAACUACACCAAAUAUGAUCCAGACGACGUAGAAGACAAUAAAUUAAAUAUUGAAAUAAAUGACACCUUAAAAGAUAAUUCUAUAAAGGACACUAAAAAACCUGAACAACCAGAUGCCACAAGAGAAGGGGACCCUGGAGAUAACGAAAGGCGGCGUCGUUUUGCACAAAAAUCACGUAUACCACGUGCUCAUAGGCCAAGAAAUGUACGGAAAUCUCUGCGGUUUUUGAGCAUGGCGGACUACACGCUCCGGCUUCAGCAGCUAGUUAAAAGUAUUAAACCCUUAAAUGCAUGAUUUUUUUCUGGUUGCCGGAAGUAAUAUAAUGUGACACUUUUCAUUGUUGUUCU